AUGGAGUCACUUGAAACUACAGCAGGGGUGAAGAGCCCCACGGAGGGUCAGGACGGAAACAUUGCACAGACAAAAUGCACAUCGGAGGCUGCCCAGACAGGUGGGAGUCCAACAGGGGAACUGGAAGGAGAGGGGUGGCACCAACAACUGGAAGAAGCUCAGAGCCAAGACACCUGUGGUUUCAAAGAAGUAUCUGACUCAGGGAAAUUACUACAAUUAGAAGAUCAGCCCUCCGAGUCCACAAGCCAUCCAGACUAUGAGGGGUCUUCAUAUCCAGUUCAGUCCACAAAACAGUUUCCCUCCGGCAGACAGAAAGCUGCCGGCCACUUGGGUUCUGCACAGACUGCGGGACCCACAUCUCACAGGAAAUCCUCCGGUUCACUUGAAGUCCAACAACAGUGUUCGCAUUCAGAGAUGGAUGAGCUGUCGGACAAGGUGGAACCUGUGUGUAAGGUGGAUCAGAAACCACAAAAGCCUGGGAAGUAUGUAUGUGAUUACUGCGGAAGAGCAUGUGCCAAACCCAGCGUGCUUAAGAAACAUAUUCGCUCACACACUGGGGAACGGCCCUAUCCCUGUGUCCCCUGUGGAUUCUCCUUUAAAACCAAAAGUAAUUUAUAUAAACACAGAAAGUCCCACGCUCACUCCGUCAAAGCUGGAACAGUGCCAUUCUCAGAACUUGGUUCUUACAAUGCCAACACGGACCAGGGGUCUUUUGAAGGGGAAGGAGAAUUAUUCUCUGAUGCUGAGCAAAGCACGGACACGGACGAGGACACUCUUAACGACCCGCUGCUGCUGCUGGACUCGCCAGUGGAGGGAUCGGAUAACACUGCUGUAAAAGUACUGAAUCUCAUUGCUCAGAAAAAGGGAGCCACUUUGAUGUCAGCCCAAGAUGGUUCAUCCCAGCCUCAAGAAAUCAAUGCACCUUGUGCCGCUUCCGAGGCUAGCCGUGCAAUUCAAUCUUGCACAAUCAAACAGAGGCUUGCACUUCGGCUGUCUGAAAAAAGAAGCAGCGACUCAGAACACAAUCUGUCCCUUCCGAGUCAGUCCAGCAAGGGCAGCACGGACUCCGGCUACUUCUCUCGCUCCGAAAGCUCUGAGCACCAGACGGGUCCGCCCAACGCCAACGCCAAGUCCUAUCAAGAAAUCAUGUUUGGAAAGUGCUACAGGCCGAGCCCUAAGCAGACGACGGUCUGCAGCACAGACUCGAGUGAAUACACCAGGAAACGCUCAGAAAAAGGUGUUUCCCGUGUUUUCACCCAGGAGAAAGACACCGUGGAGUCGAUCAAAAUAAACACCAAGUCCUUCACAAGGGAUGAGGGGAAAGAACCCCAGUCAGACUGCGGCUCUGAUGUGGGUUCUCUGAUCAGAAGCAACUCAAUGCCAGCAUCCUCAGCCGUGUGUCUGACGAUGCCUCAAUCCCUCAGAGGCAGCCAUUCGUUUGAUGAGCGAACAAGCACCGGGGGCGCGAGGAGACUCAGGCGGCAAGCUGCUUUCGAAGUCACUGCACAUGACGGGCAUGCAGAGGCUGACAGCCAUGGAAAAAUGGGUGAGUGUGGCAUAUCAGCCGCAGGAAUGGAAAUGGAAAAUUACCCCUCGAUGGCGUCUAAUAUGAGCCAUCAGAGACACGCAAUGGAACUGGCAACGCGGAAGCGUCGGAAAGAGAAGCGGGAGGAGGAGGAGUUGGCCAUUCAGUACGAGGGCCUUCAUGAAGAGUGUGAGGAAAUGUUUGAUUCCAGCAAGGACUAUGAUUCAAAACAAGCUGCUCUGGGCAUUUUGGCUUUAGGGAGAGGACAUUCUUCAAGUGUGCUCACACAAAUUGAGAGGUGUGACAUGGACAUAUCAGUGAGCCCGGAAAUCUCUGGUCGAAAAACCUUAGGGAAUGUGAUUUCAGUUAUUCAGCACACAAACUCCAUAAACAGGCCUCACUCGGAACAGUCAGAAUCCUACAAGUAUCACGGGCAGAGGCAGGAGAGUAUUUCUUUAUUUCAAGCUAUGGAGGCAGGUGAAUCAUAUGAACUGGAACGGAGUGACAGUCGACUACGGCAGUCAUUUCAAAUGGGCCCCAAACUUGUGAGACAGCCCAACAUACAAGUCCCGGAGAUCAGGGUCACUGUGGAGCCCGACAGUCCAGAGAAGGCUCCCGAGGUGCAGGUGAAGGAGCCAGAGAAGCACGUGGAGGAGUUUCAAUGGCCUCAGAGGAGUGAAACUUUAGCACAAUUCCCUCCGGAAAAACUCCCUCCAAAGAAGAAACGUCUACGCCUCGCUGAUCUGGAGCACUCCUCUGGUGAAUCUAGCUUCGAGUCCGCCUGCACUAGUCUCUCCCGCAGUCCGAGCCAAGACAGCAACUUAUCAUACAGCUCCACCUUCUCCUUUGACAGGGAGGAGAGCUUGAAGUCCCUCUCCCCAGCCCGGCAGGAUGAAUUUGGCAAACCACUAGAGCUCUUAGCAGUGCCAGGGAGUGGGCACUCCCUCUCUGUGCUCACCCAGCGUCAACAACAUGAAAUGCGACGCUCUGCCUCGGAGCAGGCGCCGUGUAACUUGCGCAAGGAGUUCCCAGAGGUACGCAGCAUAUCAUUUGACUAUGGCAGUCUUUCUCCAACAUCCAAAGUUAGACACGUGGACAUCAGCGCUGGCCUCUCCGCUCUGAACGAGAGAAGGAGGGGCAACUUGGUGCGACAGGAGUCUCUGAAUAUGGACACUGAAGUAACACAAGUCCCAUCACAAGUGUUUCCACAGUACCUCAGCAGCACUUCCCCUCCGUUCACGGCACUUACUGCUCUGCCGCAGACUUUGCCAAUAUUUUCCACAGGGAAUACAUUUCCCCAGCUGUCACAUCCAAGCCUGUUAGUUCCCGUACGAUUACAGACCCAUGUGCCAUCCUACGGCAGCAUCACAUACACCUCAGUAUCACAGAUUUUUGACAAUCAGUACGACAGUGUUAGCUCUACUACAAUCACCUCUCUACAUCAAGCUUUACGUUUGCCUGGAAUUCUUGAUUCUCAUAAUGUAUCAGCUCACAUCAAACCACUCUCUUCACACACACUCAGUGUUGAAGCCCUUGAUUUGUCCUCAGCUAAACUCAAGACGGGCAUCCCACUCUCUCUGACUUCCAGAACCAUCUCGACCACUAAUGCCUCCAGCGGUGGCGCAAACAAACGGAUGCUAUCCCCCGCCAGCAGCCUCGACCUUUUCAUAGAGGUCAAGCAGCAAAAGCGUGUGAAGGAGGAGAGAAUGUUUGGGCAGAUUGUAGAGGAGCUGAGUGCUGUGGAGUUGGGAAAAUGCAAUUUGAGCGAAGAGAUAGGGCAUAGGUCAGAGAUGCAGGGUGCAUGCACACCUGAUUUAAAUAGGAGUACAUUUAUCACGCUUCAGCAGAAAGCCACAGAGGCCACUGAUCACGGUGCCGAGUCAGCUAUGGAAAGUAGCUCCCUGGGAAGCGGCUCUCCUCCUUUCUCUGUGAUAUCAGUCAGAGAAGGCAAAGGCAUUAGCAUGGAGAAACGAAUGCAGAUGGAUAUGGUGGCACAGCUGGUUACCAGUCAAGACAUCCUGACCUCGGACGCCAAGCCAUCAAGACUGUUAUCCCAGUUUCCAAGUCUUCGCACAAAGACGGGUGUGAGCUGGUGUUUCCUCAACUACACCAAGCCGAGCUGCUCCCACAGCAACUCCCCUUCGUUCUCUGUGUACACCUCCUGGUGUGUGAGUUCCCACAACCCAAACCCUCUGGAAGUGAGCACCAGUGCCGCUCUGGCUCUUCUCCGGUCCAAACAGAGGGGAGACAAGGUUAUAUACACCGUGGCCGCCAUGUGUCAGCCGGGGACAGGGAAGCUGGUGUCAUCGCUCAUCCUCUGGAGGCAGAGCAUGGAACAGCUGCAGAGGAAACCGGAGCCCAAAGAGGUGGAGAUCGGCUACGGGAAGAAGGUGAAAGACAUUAGCUGCAGAGUGAAAACUGCCAAGGAGGAGUGGAAGGAGAGGGAGGCCACCACGACCCAAACAGUGCCAACGCGCAUUAAGAUCUUCGAGGGAGGGUACAAGUCCAGCGAGGACUAUGUGUAUGUCCGAGGUCGAGGCCGGGGGAAAUACAUCUGUGAGGAGUGUGGUAUUCGCUGCAAGAAGCCAAGCAUGCUGAAAAAACACAUAAGGACCCACACCGACGUGAGGCCGUACAUCUGCCGGGUUUGCAACUUCGCUUUUAAAACUAAAGGAAACCUGACUAAACAUAUGAAGUCGAAGGCGCACAUGAAGAAAUGUCUGGAGCUGGGCGUGUCAGUGACCAUGGACGAGGCAGAGAUGCAGGAACAAGCUGACGACAACCAACAAGAUUCAAAGACAGAGGUGGGGGUCACGGCCAAACAUCAGUUCUCAGACGCAGACGAGUCGGACGGCAUGGACGAAGACGCUGAUGAUAUCGACGAAGACGAGGACGAGGACGAUGACUACGAAGGCGACUCCACUCCAAAGUUGCGCUCAAGAAGCACCAGUCCUCAGCCCUGUGGAGUCACUUCUCUGUCGGUCACAGCCACGGCUGCCCUCCACGGCUGCUCCCUCAGCUCGCUGCCCGGCACCGACGUCCGCCAGCAGCCUUCUGGCAGAUGGACCGACUCCGACCAGCGACCCGUCCUCGCCAGCGACCACAGAGAGAAGUCUGUGGACGAAGACUCUUUGACCAUGCUGUCUCCAGACCACGCCAGCUUCCUGUUUGACCCUUACUCCUCCUGUCUGCUCUCUCCGGGCUGGGAGUCUCCCAUCAGGGAGCCCUCGCCUUCCCGCCUGCGUUACCCGUCCCCGAGGCGAGAGCUCUCCCCGCGGGGCCGCUCCUCGCCAAGAUGGGACACUUCCCCGCUGAGGCCCAGCUCCCCCAGCUUCACGCCCAUUCAGCAUCUCUCCCCGGCCUGUAUCGAGCGACCCAUGUCUCCUGGAUCGGAGCUGAGUGGGAAGCGAGACUCCUCGAUCCGGGGCCGACAGCGGGUUGUGCUGAGAGCCGUUUCCCCGCGUAGAGGGUCACACCAACACAAAGGCGGUGGAGAUAAAACCAGACACCAAGCGAAGAUGGAGAUGGCUCAACAACAAGGAUUCUUUGAAAUGGAAAUGGAUCAAAGAGGCAGCUUGGCCUCGGCUCUUCCCGGCGCUGCCAGUUCUCAUCACCAGAACAUCCUCAGCCACCUCCCUUUGCACUCGCAGCAGCAGGCCCACAGCUUGCUGCCCGUGGUUCCUGUCGGAGCGCUCCAGAUGUUACCGUCCCCGUCCUCGUCCGGCACUGAUGUCACCUCCUCCUCCUCGGCGCCGAGCCCACAGAGCAGCGAGAGCCAGCGCUGCAGCAGCAGAGAGGGAUCUGUCCACGAGCCCGAGACGGGAGGAGAGGACAUCGGAGGCCAGAACCAGCUCCCCCCCCACCAGGAGGAGAGCCUGAACCCCGGCGGCAGCGACACCGGGCAGGAGGAGAACGUACAAACCUGUUUGAAAGCCAUCGCCUCGCUGAAGAUUACCACAGAAGACCCUCACUAA
Limanda limanda (common dab) is the source of this 5499-nucleotide messenger RNA. RefSeq names its product HIVEP zinc finger 2b (gene hivep2b). Gene Ontology annotation, molecular function: RNA polymerase II cis-regulatory region sequence-specific DNA binding; DNA-binding transcription factor activity, RNA polymerase II-specific. The record is from RefSeq and is a predicted model, not a curated record. Gene Ontology annotation, cellular component: nucleus. NCBI's taxonomy places the organism in Eukaryota, Metazoa, Chordata, Actinopteri, Pleuronectiformes, Pleuronectidae. Bases 1 to 5499 code for a protein of 1832 amino acids. The transcript is spliced from 6 exons. Gene Ontology annotation, biological process: regulation of transcription by RNA polymerase II.